AUGGCAAAUAAUUCAUUCUAUGAUGUAAAUAAGUACUUACUUAUCAAAUUGGAAAAUAUAAAAGUUGAAAAAGAAGACAACACAGAAUUAAUAGAUGUUAAAGAAGAAAUAUUAAAUGAAAAUGUUAUGGUUAUGCUAGAAAAGGGAAUUAAAAACGAAAUUCUAGAAGACAGUAUUACAUUUGAACAUGGACGAAUUAAAAAUGAAAUAUUAGAAGGUAGCAAUGCCAGUAUGGAACGUGGAAUAAUUAAUGUCAAGGAAGAAAGUUCGUCUACAAUUAAUUAUGAAAACGAAUUGCAUACAGAAUUUAUUAUAAAAGACGAAAUAUUAGAUGUAAAUGUUUUAGAAACAUUAAACAGACAAGGCCAAAAAACGCAGAUUCAUACACCAUUUUCAUUAGAUUUUGAAGAAACAUUUAAUAAAUCAGAUAGUUCAAUUCAAGAUGAGCCGACUAAUACUGAAGAGAAUUCAUUUUCUAGUAAUGUUACCAGAAAAAAAUUAAAUCGCAGUGAAGGAACGCCAUCAUUUACAUGUGAUAUUUGUCAUAAAACAUUUACCAGACGAACAAAUGUACUUAGACAUAAACUCAAUAUACACAGCGAAGUAAAACCAUCUUGGGGAUGUGAUUCGUGUAAUAAAACAUUUAGGAAUCGAUUUUAUUUAACUGCACAUAAACGUGCUAUGCACAGCGAAGUAAAACCAUUUACUUGUGAAAUUUGUAAUAAAGCAUUUAUUAUGGCAACUCACCUAGAGCUCCACAAACGAAUUCAUUCAGGAGAGAAACCAUUCGUAUGUAAAAUUUGUGAGAAAUCAUUUCGAUGGAAAGGUAGUUAUAAAGAACAUGUACAAUAUCACGAAAAUCCAUUUGCUUGUGAAAUUUGUGAUAGAAUAUUUAAACAGAAAGAUUCGUUGACGCAACAUAUACAGAAGAUACAUAGUGAAGAAUUGUCCUGUGAUAUUUGUGACAAAACAUUUACAAUGAAGUUUUUUUUGGAUUGUCAUAAACGAGAUUGUCAUAACGAAACGAUAUUUACAUGUGAUCCGUGUAAAAGAUCAUUUGGAUGCAAAAGUGGUUUAAAUUCGCAUAAUCACCGACGGCACAAAGAUAGAAAACUAAACGAGAAAAAAAAACCUUUUCCUUGUAAAGAUUUGAUAUGUAUUUUCAUUGAUGGCAACGCCGUUUCAUGA
Chrysoperla carnea is the source of this 1188-nucleotide messenger RNA. Its product is annotated as zinc finger protein 595-like. Gene Ontology annotation, molecular function: RNA polymerase II cis-regulatory region sequence-specific DNA binding; DNA-binding transcription factor activity. The record is from RefSeq and is a predicted model, not a curated record. The coding region runs from base 1 to 1188 and encodes 395 amino acids. The transcript is spliced from 2 exons. NCBI's taxonomy places the organism in Eukaryota, Metazoa, Arthropoda, Insecta, Neuroptera, Chrysopidae. Gene Ontology annotation, biological process: regulation of transcription by RNA polymerase II.